AUGCUUUUGUUUCUCUCAUUCUAUAUUGUCUCUUCUAUGUACCCUAUUUCAUAUAAAGACGGGCAGCCACAUUUGAGUUUAGACUCAGACCUUAAAGUUCAACUAAAAUUAGAUGAGGAUUUGUCUGAAUUUUUGCAUAGACAUUCAUAGAAUGAUCGAUGUCCAGAAUAUGAAUAUAAUGAGUGUUAUGCUGAAGUCUAUCAAAAUGGAGAAAGAAAAAAAGUUAAACUGGAGAAAGAGAUCUUCUAUAUUUAUGAUAUUCAAUCUGAUGAAGACAACUCUCAGACAAUCAUUUACUCUGAUUAAUCAUUAUAAGAAACUAAGAUUCAGGAGAGUUUCCUUGCUCUGGCCCCAUUUUAGAAUCAUCAAAACACCUUUUAUUCGAACGGAUUUAGUUUGUGUCUCUCAGAAACCGAAGGAUAUAUUAUUACAGAUUUUAAUUCAAUAUCUCAGAAUACUGAGUAAUUAAAUAGCGAAGGAGUAUUCAAUAAGUUAAAAGAAGAAAAGUAUGUAACGUAUAGUCUACAUCUUCAAUAUAUGGAGAUUGCUUUCAAGGUUUAUGAUACUACAUCUUAUUCAAUCUACAUAGUGUCUGAUGAUUUGAUUUCAAUUCCCAAAGAAAUAUUUCCCCAAAAGUAUUUUUAUUCCAGAGGUUUUGUCUUUGAUUCAACUGGUUUCUAUUAUCGAGAUCAUAGAGAUCAUUCGGAUGAUGAUUUGGAGCCUCUAUUGUUUUAUAAUAAUGCCAAUCAAGACAAUCCGUUGAUAGUAGAUCCUGCUAACUAUGUCUUCCAUGAUGAAGAGAGUGGAUAAGACAUACUAAAGAUCUACUCAGAAGAACAAUAUGGGAAUGCUAUCAUAUUAGGAUUGCCAUUCUUGAAGAACAAGAAGUUUAAUGUUCAAACUUAAGAAAAUUAUGUAUAUAUCGAGUAACUCAGAAACGGUCUAUGUAUUCAGGAUGAAAGUCAAUCCAUUGGAGUUUGGGAAAUAAUAUUUAUAGUACUCCAACUGAUUUUACUACCAUUCUUAGUAUAUUUUACGUUCAAAAAGUUAAGAUAACAUGAGCAAUAGAAGCAAUAGCAAAGAUAAACUUAAUAAUUCAUAACUGAAUUACAAUGA
Molecule: messenger RNA, 1116 nt
Organism: Paramecium tetraurelia
Lineage: Eukaryota; Ciliophora; Oligohymenophorea; Peniculida; Parameciidae
Exons: 1
Source: RefSeq, a predicted model, not a curated record